Molecule: messenger RNA, 2528 nt
Organism: Dermacentor albipictus
Lineage: Eukaryota; Metazoa; Arthropoda; Arachnida; Ixodida; Ixodidae
Product: phosphate-regulating neutral endopeptidase PHEX-like
Biological process (GO): protein processing
Cellular component (GO): plasma membrane
Molecular function (GO): metalloendopeptidase activity
Source: RefSeq, a predicted model, not a curated record
GUUUUCAAGGCUCAACAUCGUCAUCACCUUUCAACGGUUGCAGUACUGCCAUCACAUCUCGACGCGGAGGCGAAACCAGCUGCGCGAAGUUUCCCUGUCGGUGGGUGUCGGUGGAGUUUCGUGGUUCCGGGUCCAUUUUACGCGGAGCAAGAACAGCAUUAACAGCUUCGCUGUUAAAAGACUUUGACCGGGUGAGUGAGGACAGACAAAAGCCAUGUUGUCUACGCCCGACGAUACAUCUAAAAUUCAGCGAGGCAAGACUGCCUUCGUGCUGGCGUUCGUCAUAAUCUCUGCACUGGCGUUCGGCCUUGUACUGCCGUACAUGCCGCGGCUCAUCAAUCUCGGAGGACUCGCGCGAGACCCCGACAGGUGGCAGAGCCUAGGCGAGGCGCUCCGCUCCGGGCUGUCCUCGUUCGAACGUCGCGGCAAGAGUAGAGGCCGCUGGUGGCGGAGCGGAAGCACGUGGCGCCCCUACGACUACGGCCAGGAGGUGCGCAUGUCGCUCGACUGGGCGGCCGACCCCUGCGAUGACUUCUACCGGUUCGUGUGCGGCCGCUGGCGUAGCAGCCACCCGGGACUGGACAACGAGUUCUCACGCCUGCACACGGACCUGCUGUCGGACGCCAUCCAUAAGCUGGCGCUCAGCAGAAACAGAAACACGAAGAACCUCUCUGUUGUCGAAUACGCCGGAGAGGCCCUGCGCUACUGCCUGUCGACGUACGUAAUCAAGUUGCACGACCUGACGCCCUUCUACACGCUGCUCCAAGAGUUCCCCUUCCGUUGGCCGUUCGUCGAGCUAGGAGUCCGCUUCGACAUCCUCGAACUUGGCGUCUCGAUGGCGCUUGGUUGGGGCAUACCCGUCCUCUUCGACAUAGAGGUGACCACUGACCUCCGCACAGACAACAAGACCAUCCUGCGCUUGACCAGGAGUGAUCCCUUGCUCGAAUGGAUCAGCCAGUGGUUCAACAAGGGCGGCCCAAGCCUUUGGUUUGCAGAGUUGCCACGCACUUUUGACCCGUUCAUCGACUACAAGAGCAUCGCGGCCAGGGUGGUCGAGCCUAGCGUGGAAGCGCUCAUGCUGCUCCUGUCCAGGAAGAACGCCGACGAGAUCGCCAAGCCAGCCUACGUCAGGCUCGGAGACGUGGGAUACCUGACGAGGGAACAGAUAACAUCGGAGCGGUGGAUAGAUACCAUUAACCACUACCUGCCGGAGGGGGUGAAGGUCGACCAAGACAGCGAGAUGCAUUUGCUCGACGAAUCAUUCAUAAGGAACAUCGGUGAGUUUGUGGGCUCCUUCGAGUCCACCAACAAAGAAGACGGCGUCGCCCUCAUGGUGGGCUGGGUGUUGGCUUACCACAUGGCACCGGCGCUCAGCUACAGGGUUUUCAAGUCCUACAAGAGCUCGGUGUCCUUGGCCGUGUACCACUGCCUGCAGCUGGUGUCCGACAUGGCCACGUACCCGCUCAACUGGUUCCUCACUGAGCAGAGCGUUAGCCCAGACGACUGGAACACCACGUGGGGCCUCCUUACAGACGUGCACGACUCGAUGGCGCGCUACUUCGACUGGAUGGACGCCGACACGCGCGACAGGGCGCUGCGCAGGCUCAGCGUUAUCCGCCACGUUGUCGCCUACCCGAGCGUGGACUCCACGCGAGAAACCGUAGAGAGGCGCUACGCAUACUUGCGGGAGACAGUGCGGUCUCCGUUCGGGUUGACCUACGUCGACAGCAAGCGACGGCAGCGCCAGCAGCGCAACCUUCUGCUCAAGGCGUCGGUGGCGCGACAGGACGACGACUGGUUCCCCGUGCCACUGGUGAACGCCGUGUUCCUGCCCUACUACCACAUCGUGUUCAUACCCACCUCCAUGAUGCUGCCGCCCUUCCUGACCUCGCAGUAUCCUGCGGCGUCGUACGGAGCCCUUGGUCACGUGCUCGCCCACGAGGAGAGUCACGCAUUCGACGUGGAAGGGGCGCCUGCGGACGCGGACGGUCUCUACCGCUCCUGGUACUCGGGUGCCACGGAGAGCCGCCUGGAGGACCGCAAGCGGUGCCUGCGCUCCGUGUACCGCGUGCCAACCGACGGCCCCUGGCCCACCGAGGGCGAGGACUACGCCGACUCACUGGGACUCAUGGUGGCCGCGACGGCCUUCAAGCGCCGGCUUCCGCCGCGCGCUCCGUCGGGGAUCGCGCCCUUCACCAACGAGCAGCUGUUCUACGUGAGCUCGUGCUUCAAGUGGUGCAACAGCCAGGGCCCACCUGGCGAGGCCGAGAGGGACCAGCGUCGGCAGGCCGUGCACUCGGACAUGUACAAGCGGUGCAUCGCACCGCUGCUCGUCCAGGAGAACUUUCUCGCAGCCUUCAACUGCACGCCCACCGCCGCCAUGCGCCGGCGCGAAGACUGCGCCUUCGCGUGACGCGACCGACUGGGCACCGCGAUAAAGGAGGCUAUACCACCAUGCGAUAAGCUUCUAUUUAUGAGUGUAAUUGAUCUGCUGUCCGUUUUGACGGCAAAUAAAAUUAUAGUUGACC